This is a messenger RNA of Pieris brassicae (large cabbage white), 2912 nucleotides long. RefSeq lists its product as uncharacterized. Bases 203 to 1360 code for a protein of 385 amino acids. The transcript is spliced from 8 exons. The record is from RefSeq and is a predicted model, not a curated record. Lineage: Eukaryota; Metazoa; Arthropoda; Insecta; Lepidoptera; Pieridae.
UGGCACGCAUUUGGGACUUGGACUUUUCGUGACAGCAUGUCAUUUUCGACAUUUGAUUGAUAAUUUUCCAAAGAUCCAUCAAAUUAGUUUGUUUGAAAGUUACUUUAGGCGCUAAGUGUGUAUAUUUUUAAGUUUCUACGUUAAAAUAAGAAUGUGAGUGAACAGGACCCGUGUUUGGUUAGCGCGUUUCAAGGUACCCAAGAUGAGUGCCCAGAAAUGCGUUGUUGAGGGCUGCAACUUGGAAUAUGAUGUAGUGUGCAGUUUCUCCUUCUACAAUGUUAACACCUCAUCAGAAGUGGAUGAGAAGCGACAGGACUGGAUCGAGGGGGCGAUGCAUGAGGAGAGUGAGUGUCUCUGGCGACAUGUUAACUUACAGUUGUGUGGGUAUCACUUUGAGUUGGACUCUCAGGGCCUUUGGAUAGACUCACCAAUGCUACCUGAGCUCUUGUCGCCUCAAGAACAAGCUGCCAUGAGACAAACCCCCGAAGAGAAAAAAGCCGCGGAAAUAAUUCGUGUGGAACACAAUUAUAGCAUGGAGGCUUGUAAGCAGGAGCCGGAGUCUAUUUCUCGUCUGAAUGUCAGGCAAUUGGUUGAUACACUCGGUUAUCUAUCACUUAAGAACCUACAGAAGAAGCAAUUAUGGGUGGUGAAAGUGGAAAGUGAUAAAGCUGAAGCCUCCAUCACUCAGUCGGAGCAGGUCAUCACUAAGAUGCAAGAUCCUAAACAGAUUAUAGAGAUAAUCCCACAAACAUCUCAAUCAGUAGACAACAGUCUUCAAAACCAGACUGAAGUGCUUCAAAUGAUAGACGAUGGCACAAUCGGAGAUAACUUCAUAUAUGAGAUUGCUGAAGAACAAGAGAUAUCCAUGGAUGAAGUGAAGGAAAUACCGGCUGCUGAGAAUCAGGAGUGGACUGUUAACAUAAUACCGGACGACUCUAAACCCAAAUACGCGUACAUCAAACAUUGCAACUCGGGCAAGAAGAAGCGACACUUCACAUCAGAAAUGAAUACCAUCUCUUUACAAGGUGACUUCGAAAACUACUACAUACUCCCCGAUGUAGACCCUUCAGUUGGUGUUGAAAUUACUACGAGCUAUGACCAGGAAAAUUACAUAGUCGAAGAGUAUCCCCACUUGGUCUUAGAGGAGCGACCACGAAAACGUGAUCCCGAAAGAAAGAGGAAAAAAAAAACUCCCCCUACCGUCAGACAGCAAGUAAAGCAAAUAAAAACUGAAAUUGGUGAAGACUGGGUAAUUGACAGUAAUAUAUAUGAGGAGCAAGAUGAAGAAUAUGAUGACAAGAAAGCGGCCAGGGUGAGGAGAAAAAAUAAAAAAUAUUUAGGCUAUGAUUUUGUCACAUAGACUUGUAUUGUUUGAGUUGUACACAGGUUUGAGAUCCUGAGAUGGAAAUAUAAUUAAAAUUGUCAAAGUGACAGUUUGUAUUAAUUUAGAUAUCACAUACUAAAUUAAAAUUAUUCUAUUCCGUUCCUUUUGAUUGAUUCAAAAAUUUGGGACAAUCUUGAAUUUAGAUAAUUUUGCUGUUUGAUAUCUUAUUCCACCUCAGGUAUCUGUUCUAUGGAGGGAGGAGAGUUCUAUGAGCAUGUUGCAAUAUUAAAAAUACUACUGUUUUUGGUUCAUAAUCAUAACGAUUGACAGUGGUGAAAUAAAUUAUAAAUUAUCUGAAUAGAAUUUUGGAUGACCCAUAAAAUUUUGUUUUAGGUGUAUUUAAAUGAUUUUUCAACGAAUGUCUAAUACAGAAAAGCCAUUAAUAAAGGAAUUAUAUAUAAAGGAGGUUGGUUCUCACUCUCUUAAAACAGGGUCAGCAGUUAUUUUAAAAGCUCCUUUUGUUUCAUGUUAGUGUGAAAAGAAACAUGGCAAAUACUAAAUGGAGAAUUAUUCCUGUGUAAAAUCAACUCAAAUAAGGAGCUGACUAAAAAUCUUCAAUUUCUACUCCUUAAUUACAUAACUGGAAAUAAAAUGUGUAGUAUAGAUAUUAAUAUAUUAUAAAUGUAUUUUUUUGCUUCCUAAAUAAUCAUUAUUAGUGUAAUUCACGUUAUUAAUGUUAAGAAAAUUUUCAUCUACACUCACAAUUAAGUUUAAUUCCUAACAGAGAUAGAAAUUUUGAGGGUAGAUGAGAAUAUUUGAUUGUUUGUCAAUAGUAUAGUUUUCUUUAAAAAAUAACUGCUUCAAGAUUAAUCAUAGGUGAUUUUAUAAUGUUGGGGUAGUAUUUAAUUCAAAAUGCUAAUUGUGUUACUCCAUGUUGCAUCAAUACCCGUUAAUAAUAAGGUGGGGUGAUUCAUGUUCAUAAAAUGCACUAUCUGUUAAGUUAAAUAAAAGUAUAAAAAAUAGAGCACUAUAUUAAGAAUGUGUAAAGCCAAUUUUUAUUAAUUCAACUUUAAUAAAAAAUCAAAACAAGCUAAGUAAUUUAGAUGUUCAUAUUAAAAAUAAAAGAUAAUGAGCCGUAAUAGGUGUUUACUAUAUUUGUUGCACUAUUUGUGAACCUCAGUUACAACAACCCCUGAAUCAGGGUAAGAUCCAGAGUGGAGACAGAGAUUUAAGUAUGUCAAAACCAAUAUGUAUUUGACACUUACGAGUCCUACGCAAUAAGUCUACUCUGAAUAUUACCCCUAGCAUUGACAGCAGGGUGAAGCAUAGCUCAAUAUCUGAUGUACAAUUCUCUUGUUAUGUUUAAUCAAUGAUUACUGUGAACUACAGUAUCUACACUAUUUAGAUACUACUUUUGACAAGGCUCUAAUGUUAACUUAGUACAUCAGAAGAAACACUUAUCAUUGAAAUCCUACAUAUAAAUAAAUUAUGUACAGAUAAUGGCUUUUCACCUAGUAUAAAUUAGCCAUUCUUCCACAAAAAUUAUGUUUUUGAGUUUCGUUACGUACUGAAUAUAAUAACAUUUUAA